This is a messenger RNA of Salvelinus namaycush (lake trout), 3446 nucleotides long. RefSeq names its product PR domain zinc finger protein 14-like. Gene Ontology annotation, biological process: regulation of transcription by RNA polymerase II. Lineage: Eukaryota; Metazoa; Chordata; Actinopteri; Salmoniformes; Salmonidae. The coding region runs from base 991 to 2817 and encodes 608 amino acids. The record is from RefSeq and is a predicted model, not a curated record. Gene Ontology annotation, cellular component: nucleus. Gene Ontology annotation, molecular function: protein binding; RNA polymerase II transcription regulatory region sequence-specific DNA binding. The transcript has 9 exons.
CUCAUACUACUCGUUUACAGGGAUGCACAGUCCAGCAUCAAUUUAAAGUAGUUUACUCUGCAGACUCAGGCACCAAAUUAAAGAUAUUGACGAACGUCAACUGGGUGUUUUGCGAACUGGAAAAAAUGCCCAAACGGCUGUUUGUUUAUAGUUAUUGUAGAUUGUAAGUGCUGUGAACGCAGUAAGUUUGGUUUAAAAAAAAAAAAUCAGUGCUCUCAAAUUUAGGAAUACGUUAAGUGACGAAAAAUACGUGUAUGACUUUUAAUAUAAUUAGUUUUAAGAUUUUGGAACUAUCCGUUCCUGCAGAAAUUCGAUCUUGUUAAAUUGCUGUAGCCAUAUAAUAUUUCUAUUCGGCUAAUAGCGAAUAGGUGAAAUACGAUGUUGUAUUAUUCUAAUAGCCAAUAAUAGGUGAAAUACGAUGUUGUAUUAUUCUAAUAGCCAAUAAUAGGUGAAAUACGAUGUUGUAUUAUUCUAAUAGCCAAUAAUAGGUGAAAGCAAAUUAAGAUAUUUUCAUAUUGUGCGAUAAUUGAAAUUACAACCUUGUCCUUUCGUUAAUUGACAUUAAUAUUAUGAUUCAGGCUUAUAGCAAUGUUGGCAUUUCGUUCAGCAGUCCUGUGAUUGGACAGAAAUACAUUGAUGACUUAAAAAAAUUAAUAACUAACCAACAAUUAAUUGUAUUCUCUUAAAUGUAUUUUGAGCGGAAGUAGGCCUUUAAAAAGCAUGCAUAAUUUGUUCGUUACCAAAUUCCAUUAUUGUAGCCUAAUUUAUUUAAUUAUGUUCCCUAUUUGAAAUUGCUUUAUUAGUCUUCAAAUAAUCAUCUAGAAAAUAAACUUGAGAGAUAAAACUUAAAUUGAGAAAAAUAUUUAAGGUAAUUGCUGGAAAUAAAGUUAAAAUCUCUCCACCUCCAUCUCUCUCCAGGCCGAAUCGCUACAACGUCGACUAUUCCUAUUCAAAUCAUCACAGAUUGGCUCUGCGCCCCCGCCUGCUGUGAUGUCUCUAUCCAGCAUCCCCACCGUGAAGGACAAGCCGUUCCACUCCAACCCCCUCAAAAGCAAGCCUGUCCGGGGUUCGGGUUACUACGCUGCCCCGCUACCGGGAGCCCACCACUACAUGGACAUCUUCAGGAGCUCUCAGCAUCUCCUUCACCCGCUCAAGUCUCUGGGACGGCUAGUUACCGACACCCAGGCAGUCAUGCCGUUCAACUUCACCACCGGAACACCCUCGUUCUUCGGCAACGGCGGCCACCAAGCCACCGCCGUUAACGUUCUUCACGAGCAGAUCUUUAACGUGUCGCACAUCCCGUACUUCAACCGGAUGAUGCCGGGAGUGGGACACACGAUUUACUCCAAGCACGAGGAACUGGCAGCGGUGGUGACCGAGCACGCCACCGGCCCGUUAUCUGUAGGCCUAUCAGACUUCAGCAGUCCCGCCUCGAACAAGAGGUCCUCCGCUCCCUCACCGUCUAAAGAAAGUUUAUUCCACCUCAGGGGAACCGAACUAUCACCGGAGAAAACGCGCACUUAUAGUUUCAGCGAGGACGACCUUUUCAUGGUGCUGUAUGGAUAUUCCCGGAGCCAGGAGCAGAAUUCCGGCCAAGCCAUCUCCGGAGUAGCCCUGCUUGGGAACUCAGUUUGCAACAGCGAACAACUCACCUUGGAAACUGAGGCGCUUGGACUUCCAGAAGGGUUAUCUAUCCACCAGACAAGUUACGGCAGUUUGUCCCACUACGGAGUUUACGCAGAGAAGAGCGCCAUCACCAAGGGAACCCGGUUCGGCCCAUUUCAGGGGAAACUGGUCAAUACCAGCGAGAUCAAAACAUACGACGACAACACGCUGAUGUGGGAGGUGUUCAAGAACGGCGGGUUGAGUCACUUUGUUGACGGCCGAGGCUCGUCCGGUAACUGGAUGUCCCUAGUGAAGUGCGCACGCUUCCCAGAAGAGCAGAACUUGAUCGCGGUACAGAGUAAAGGACAGAUCUUCUACGAGGCCUGUAAGGAGGUCCAGCCGGGUCAGGAGCUACUGGUCUGGUACGGGGACUGCUAUGUUCAGUUCCUGGGGAUUCCUCUCACUCUGAAGGACUCGCCGGAGGAGGGAAAUACCAUGAUUCCACAUGAAGAUUCUGGAGAGGGUUUUAAGUGUGAUCGGUGUGGCAAAGUGUUCGCCUAUCAAUACUACAGAGACAAGCAUCUGAAGUAUACGCGCUGCGUGGACCAGGGCGACCGGAAGUUCCCGUGCCACCUCUGCAACAGGUCGUUUGAGAAGAGAGACCGAUUGAGGAUCCAUAUACUACACGUCCACGAGAAACACCGACCACAUAAGUGCUCAGUGUGCGGAAAGAGUUUCUCUCAGUCUUCCAGUCUCAACAAACACAUGCGCGUGCACUCUGGAGAGCGCCCUUACAAGUGCGUGUACUGUAACAAGGCCUUUACUGCCUCCAGCAUUUUGCGCACGCACAUCCGCCAGCACUCCGGAGAGCGGCCCUUCAAGUGUAAACACUGCGGGAAAGCCUUCGCUUCGCACGCCGCGCACGACAGUCACGUCAGGCGCACCCACGCCAAGGAUAAACCCUACCCGUGCGACGUGUGUAGAAGCACCUUUCAAGAAGCGACAGAACUCAAGAACCACAUGAAGAGUCACACAAAAAGACCCCUCUCAGAAAGCGCAGUUCACCCUACCGUCUCAGUAAACGGAUCUUUGGACGAUACACCAACGAUGCUUUCAGUCACCAAGGACUGCAGGACGCAAAGACUGACGGAGGAGAACUUCUCGUACACAGGACUGGCGGUUCUGAACCCAGAAUAUCGACCCUGGAACUAAAACAAUUCCAUAGAAUUAGAAUGUGGCAUUCUAGAAUGUACCGAAGAAGUUUCGAUUAGAGCUCAAAAUCGUUGCUAGGACACUUCCAAAAGCAUUUUUUUUUUUAAAGAUAAUAACUAUUGGAAAUAUAUUUAAUACCACAACUUGACUGUAUUGUAUGACACACUGUAAAUAACUUUUUUUGUCAAAUGUAUUUAUUUAUUUGAAUCUGUUUUGAUGUAAUGAGAACGUAUUUUUUUUCUGUCUAAAAUGUUUUGUUAUUUGUGUUAUUUGGUUAAUUAUUGGUGUUGAUCAAUGUAAUAAUGCAAGAUUUUAACGAAAUGUUACAUAAAAACAUGUAUUAACGUUCGUGAGCACAAUUUCUUAUAGUUCAGCAUUAAAAUCGGCUUGUAUUAUUAUUUGAAAAUGCUGUGUACAAGUUUUUCAUUUAUACAUGCAUACCCAGAUUUGUAUUAAUUUAAACAUGUUAAUUUAUCGGCAUACAAUGUUUAUACUACCUCUAAAUCCAUCCUAUUUCGGUCUUUCAUGGCUAACUGUGCUUUUCCUGACGGUCUGUUUCUUGUCUCGUGUGUAUCUGUGUUUAACUGUUUAAAAGCAUCGGCUUUCUAAUAAAUAUCAAUUAAAUAAUA